UUCUAAAGCAAUGUAGUGUGCCAUCGUGACGGCGAAAGGAGUGAAAGUUAAGCGACUUGUCAAAAUUCUUUAUCCAAUGUCGGUUUUUAAAAUUCAUGUGCGGAUUUGUAAGAUUCAACUAAUGGAUAUAUUAUAAAGUUGGACAGCGAAAACGCUGAAAAUGCCACUGAAACAGAUGCAUCAGAAUGGGAUAACGAUUGCGAAGCAGAAUGAUUUUGAAAAUCAAUUUCGGCCUUCAAUCAUAUCCCAUCUCCCCCCUCUCAGCGCAAGGGAGCCUGCUUAUAGUGAAAAGCCAAAAAUAUUAGAACGAGGAUCUUACACACAAGCGGCUCCGAUAAAGGAGAAAAAACACUUCCGAAAAGUUAGCGACUCAAUCGGUAACAAUUACAGUCCGGAUGCGCGGCAUCUCACGACCUCAUUUAUCUAUGAGACAACAAAGUUCGAUUACACAACUGAGGAGAAUUUCUUCCUGUCUCUGAAAGCCAGACCGUCAUCCCCUGGUGACAUACGUCGCCUAGCAACCCUUGCGACCCCGCGCAAUGUAUCUCAUGACUACUUUAAUACUAGUAAACAGAAUGGUGACUUGUUGAGACAUUCAGCACACAACUACAGGUCACUUUCCCACCGAGCUCAGAAUGGUGCUAUCCCAGAAAAUGGCUACCAGACUGUGCUGCCACCUAUCACAAGCCAUACAGGUCAGAGUGACACAGAUUACAGUAGCUAUGCCAACGGGACCCUGUCUCAGAGCUACACAGGAAGUUCCCAUCACCACACCAGCAGUUCCGGCGGAGCUCGUGGAGAGGAGACGACCCGGUUUAGUUCUGUCAGUGUUGAUGACAGUGUGGACAGUGGCCGUCCUUCUUCUCCCCCAUUUAUACAUGACAUGCCAGUACUUCAGGAGGAUCAGUCUCAAGAGGAUGAAUCAGAUGAUGACUCGGGUGGAGUUGAUGAUGACGAGUUGCGAUUGGCAACAGGAUAUGAUGACAUGACCUUGUCAGUCCUGAAGGUCGUUUUCCCGCCAUUUUACUACUCCACCCAUGGGUUGUCACGGCCCUGUACCCCCACAGAGGAUGACAAACCGAGAUACUACCAGUUGGUAGACAAGGCUAUAGACUCAUACAUGGUCUCACCUGUAUCCAAGGAGACCAUCCAGGGUAUCUACAACUUUGUCCCGAAGGAGCUUCGUAUGUCCGUACCGGCCGCUUGUAAACAAUUCCUCAAGGAGAUGGACGAGGACAGGAAGUAUGCCAUAAAGAAAGCCAUUCUGGACUAUAUCCUGUUGGAUCAUAAAGAACAGGAGAGACUUGGUGUCUGGAUGCCAGAGAAACCAUCUAACUCUGCAGGCAGAGAGGUGUUUCCCUGGCAUCAGACAGUCCUAGAGCGACGAGAUUUCAUGACCAGAGAUUUGUACAUUACACACCCAAUAAUGUACAACAUCCUCUACCACUUUGAGUCUAAAUAUGGAAUGUUCCGACUGAUUGAUCUGCCAGCACUGAAACAGAUUAUGCCAGUAACCAUGGAAACGUUCUUGAAGCAUGUGCAGAACUCGAGCAGUGCAGGGGCUGAUUUGUUACGCAAGCAGUGGCUACAAGAAUGUUGUGACAUGGUGGAUAGUCGACGGGAUGACGUGGAAAAAUGGAUGCCUCAGGAUGAUCCGGGUCUACGGAUGGUGAAGAUGGACCACUUUUUUGCAAGUGUAUCUUCUCUGAUGUCCAAUCUGCUGAGGUCCUGUGUGAAAAACUCCAUCCUUGACCUCGUUGACCUUGUGGAGGAGUAUUAUGAGGGAAACAAGUAUGAGGGUGUAUACAACAUCAUGGAGGGCCUGGCCCUGCCUCAGAAAAUGCAUCCUGUCAAGUUCUUCAUGGAGGAAGAUGAGGCCAAGGCUAGUCUGAAGUUCAAGCCACCAUUCCCAGAUGUAUGUGACUUUUUCUGUCUCAUCAUUGACCUUAUGGUGACCAGCGUACAGGAACUUCCCUGCAUCAACAACCUGCUAUUCCAGGCAUAUGAGGAUCCCGAAAAUCAAACCAUCUCUACGGUUUUAAUAGAAGAGGAGAUUGUGGUCACAUCAAAGGAGAGGAUUCGGACAGUAAUCAAGGCAAAUGAGUUCGGACCAACAAGCUACAAGGCCGUGUACGAACCCUACAAGUACCUGUUGUCAGUGGAAAUGGUACAGAAAAUACAGAAGUUUGUUGGUCGUGAACGACCCCUAAGGGAAUAUGUCAAAGAGAUUGAGACGUUGAAGAAAAAGGCAUCGGAGAUCGGAUCUCUUCCUGUGUUCAUACCAAUGCAUUUCUUCCUUCUUGACUGCAACCACAUCAAUAAGUGGCUGAUUGACAGAGCCCGGUACCUAAUAGAGAUUCUAGUGACCAAUAUCAUGGACACCAGUCACAAAUUUAACCGUGGUAUAUGUAAACAGUACGACACAAUCGUCAAGAGUGUGGCCAUGCAGGCGGAGAACACAGAAGAACUCGUCAAACUGAAGAACUAUGUGGACAGUCUCAAGUGUGGGGAGCUUCUAGAGCUCAAGGACAAACAGGAGGUAGCAGCUGGUAACCUGAUGUUUCUGUUGGAGUAUACAUAUCUACCCAAAGAUGACAUCAUCCUCAACAACAGUACCUUCUCCUGGGCCGAUCGUAUUGUCCCAAUCAUAACCAACACUGAAAACAAACUCCAGCGAGAACAUGAUAUUUAUUGCCAAAAGUUACGUGACAAAAAGAAGAAUUUCCAAAAUCAGUUGGAUGAGACUGCCAAACAGGUGGCAAGUUUUGCUCACCGAGACCGAAUGUCGGAGGCGGAGAAUUAUGUACAGGACCUCCGAGAUAUAGAACAGCGACUUGAGGGGUUCCUGGAGGAGAAAGCGAAGAUUAACCGCGAGGAACAGUUGUUGGAACUGGAGACUGUUACACCAUACAAUCAGAUACAGGACAUCAUGGUGGCCCGCGAGCCAUACGAGAAGCUCUGGAACACUGCGGUCACCUUCCAUAAGGAACAUGAUAAAUGGAUGAAUGGGCCUCUCCUUGAGGUCAACGCUGAGGUCGUGGAGGAAGAGGUACAAACAUUAUGGAGAACUGCCUACAAACUCACCAAGCAGUUCGCUCACCCAGAUUUCAAGGGACCAAUGAGAGCUUCAAUCUCUAUCAAAUCAAAGCUUGAAAAGUUCAAAAUCAACAUGCCCCUGAUCAAUGCCCUGUGCAAUCCUGGAAUCAAGAAACGCCACUGGGACAUGAUGAAUGAGAAGGUUGGGUUUAACAUGGCACCAUCAGAGGAAACACCUCUUAUGGAGGUUCUACAGAUGGAGCUGGAUAAAUACCUUGAUGUGCUGAUGGAAAUCAGCUCACAAGCCAGCAAAGAGUUUGCCCUCGAAAAGGCUCUGACUAAGAUGAAGGAUGAUUGGGAGAAUAUGCAUUUCGGCUUUGUUCCCUACAAAGAUUCAGGAAUAAAUAUACUUUCUGCACCAGACGAAAUACAGGUUCUCCUUGACGAUCACAUCGUCAAGACAACAACCAUGAAAGGAUCCCCAUUCAUAGGUCCGUUUGAAACACAGAUCAAUGAAUGGGAUAUCCGACUUCAUCGUAUGAAAGACAUUCUAGAUUCGUGGCUCAAGGUGCAGGCUGCGUGGUUGUAUCUGGAGCCAAUCUUUGGCUCACAGGACAUUAGAAACCAGAUCCCAGUAGAGGGCAAGCUGUUUGAGGAGGUCGAUGGACAUUGGAAAACCAUUAUGGAGCAUGCCGUACUUAAUACAAAGGCCCAGGUGGUUUGCUCACAAGAUCAGAUGCUGGAAAAGUUACAGAAAUCUGAGUCUAUGUUGGACGAUAUCCAGAAGGGACUCAAUGACUACCUGGAGAAGAAAAGGCUGUUCUUUCCAAGGUUUUUCUUCCUCUCUAAUGAUGAGCUGUUGGAGAUACUCUCUGAGACUAAGGAUCCAUUGAGGGUACAGCCUCACCUAAAGAAAUGCUUUGAAGGUAUCGCCCAGCUCAGCUUCGACCCGGACAAGGUCAUCCUCGCCAUGGAGUCUGCAGAGAAGGAGAUCGUACAGUUCUCAAAGACCAUCAUCCCAGCGGAUGCUUGUGGCCUGGUGGAGCGAUGGCUGUUACAGGUCGAGGACGUGAUGAAACUCAGUCUGAGAGAGGUGUCAAUUAAGGCUGUUAAAGCUUACCCCAAUUGUCCAAGACAUGAGUGGGUGUUACAAUGGCCAGGACAGAUAGUGCUGGCAGCAAGUCAGAUCCACUGGACAACAGAGGUCACGCAGGCUAUCAACAGUAACUACCUGGGGCCGUACCUGGCUAAGAGUAACAAACAGAUAGACGAGGUCGUACAGAUGGUACGAGGCUCACUCACCAAGAUGGCUAGGAUCACUCUGGAGGCUCUCAUCGUCAUAGACGUCCAUGCCCGAGAUGUCAUAGCUAACCUAGCUAAGCUGGAGAUGAGUAGUCCAGUAGAUUUCUCCUGGAUAAGUCAGCUUCGCUACUACUUUGAGGACAACUCUGUCAUGGUGAAAAUGAUCACCACAACUGUAGCUUAUGCCUACGAGUACCUGGGCAACACAGGGCGUCUAGUCAUUACCCCACUCACAGACAGGUGUUACAGAACCUUGAUGGGAGCAUUGCUGUUAAAUCUGGGCGGUGCCCCAGAAGGACCCGCCGGAACUGGCAAAACUGAGACAUCCAAAGAUCUCGCCAAGGCCGUGGCCAAACAGUGUGUAGUAUUUAACUGCUCGGACGGACUUGACUACAAAGCCAUGGGCAAGUUCUUCAAGGGCCUGGCCCAGUCUGGAGCCUGGGCGUGUUUUGAUGAAUUCAACAGAAUAGAGUUAGAGGUGUUGUCUGUCAUUGCCCAGCAAGUCCAGACGAUACAGAGAGCCAUUGCGGAGCAGGUUAAGAUGUUCAUGUUUGAGGGUACAAACAUUUCGAUUGACCCAACAUGUACAAUAUUUAUUACUAUGAACCCUGGGUAUGCAGGGCGUGCAGAACUGCCAGACAAUUUGAAGGUAUUGUUUCGUACUGUUGCCAUGAUGGUGCCCGACUACGCCAUGAUUGCUGAGAUAUCGCUCUAUUCCAUGGGAUUUGUAGAUGCGCGUAGCAUGUCAACAAAAAUUGUGGCCACAUAUAGAUUGUGCUCAGAACUGUUAUCAUCACAGCACCACUACGACUACGGGAUGCGUGCUGUGAAGUCUGUGUUGACGGCUGCUGGGAGUCUGAAACUGAAAUACCCAGAACAGAGAGAGGACGUAUUGGUGCUGAAGUCAAUCAACGACAUUAACCUUCCAAAGUUUUUAUCCCAAGACAUCCCGCUGUUUGAGGGAAUCAUAUCGGAUCUGUUCCCAGGGAUACAACUGCCAGCGAUGGACUACGGAGACUUGCAGGAAGCUCUUAUUGAGAACCUCAAGAAAUGUAAACUCCAGGCUGUACCCUGGUACCUAGAUAAAAUCAUACAGAUAUACGAUAUGAUCCUCGUGAGACACGGUCUGAUGAUUGUGGGGGAUCCCCUCGGCGGGAAGACAAAUGCCUUCAAGGCACUCGCUGCUACCCUCGGGGAUAUGAGUAAGAGUGGCAAGAUGGACGAACAUAAGGUCCAAUAUAGAAUUAUAAACCCAAAGGCUAUUACGAUGGGUCAGUUAUAUGGACGAUUUGAUCCAGUAUCUCAUGAAUGGUUUGAUGGUGUACUGGCAAAUACGUUCCGUGAGCACGCCUCGAGCACAACCGACCUAAGGAAGUGGAUCGUGUUUGAUGGGCCUGUGGAUGCUGUGUGGAUCGAAAACAUGAACACUGUCCUGGAUGACAAUAAAAAGUUGUGUCUGAUGAGUGGAGAAAUCAUUCAAAUGAGCAACAAACAGAACAUGAUAUUUGAGCCACAGGAUCUGGAACAGGCAUCCCCCGCCACAGUCAGCAGAUGUGGUAUGAUCUACAUGGACCCUCUACAGCUUGGCUGGAAGCCAUUCGUCCAGUCCUGGAUGGAGAAUGACCUCCCGGAUAACCUCAAUGCAGAGCAACGUGAAAUCAUUAAAAUGCUUUUUGAUUGGCUGCUGCCCCCGUGUGUGAUGUUUGUUACCAAGUACUGUAAGGCUCUCCUUAGCUGUCACCCUCUCCACCUGACCACCUGUCUACUCCGCCUCUAUGGCUGUCUUAUGUUGGAUGUCAAGGCCAUUGGGGCAGAGGAAGAGGAUGAUGAUGAGAUUAUAGAGGAUGAUGAUGAAGAUGAAGAGGCCAAGGAGAAGCCAGUAUCGAUGAACGACCAGAAGAUCAUUGAAGAACGUACCAAUAUGCUGAUCAGCUAUUUCUUCUUCUCCAUCGUGUGGUCUGUAGGAGGGGCACUGGAUGCCAACUCACGUAUCAAAUUUGAUGAAUUCUUCCGAAACUUAUGUGACGCAGAAGCUGGAGGGACGGUUAGCAAAUACCCAAAGCUGGGCCAUAUUACACGGCCUAAGGAGCUCAAGUUCUCACGGGGACUGAUGAUCCCUAAGAAGGGCCUAGUAUAUGACCAUGUGUACAUCCGAAAACAGUUCGGCUCCUGGUAUACCUGGAGUAGCCUCAUCCAGCCAUUCAAGAUCGACGACAAAGCUAAGAUUAAUGAGCUGAUUAUCAAUACCGUGGAGACAGAACGUCAGCGGUACUUCCUGGACCGUCUCGUGAUGCUGGACAUCCCCACACUAUUCGUGGGCCCCACAGGUACCGGCAAGUCGGCCAUCACCAACAGCUUCCUACUUCAGCUACCCAAAGAUAAAUACAUCAUCACCAACAUCAACUUCUCAGCCCAGACCUCGGCCAGUCAGACACAAGACAUUAUCUUCUCCAAGCUUGACAGGAGGAAGAAGGGUAUAUAUGGUCCCACAUUGGGUAAGAAGCUGUGCGUGUUUGUUGAUGACCUAAACAUGCCAGCCAAGGAGAAGUAUGGAGCUCAGCCUCCUAUUGAGAUUCUGAGGCAGUGGAUGGACCACAAGUAUUGGUUUGACAGGAAAGACACCACAAUUCUGGAGCUGGUUGAUAUUGUCAUGGUGUCUGCUAUGGGCCCUCCUGGUGGAGGUCGAAACAAUGUCACUCCCCGUUUCACCAGACACUUCAACGUCAUUGGCAUAGAAUCUUUUGAUGAAGAAACCAUGAAGAAUAUUUUCUCUCCCAUUUUAGACUGGCAUUUCAACUUCUUUGAGACACCUCUUCGUAGGUUUUCACGGAUUAUCCUGGUGAGCACAAUGGAGAUAUAUAACAGUGCCAUUGUCAAGUUCCUGCCCAGCCCGUCACGAUCGCACUACGUCUUCAACCUCCGUGAUUUUGCAAGGGUUGUUCAGGGUAUUUUGCUGUUGAAGCCAGAUGUGAUGCCAGUUGAGGGAAACGAGGCCUCACAGAAAAUCAUGAGGCUGUGGGUACAUGAAGUCUAUCGGGUCUUCUACGACCGCUUAGUGGACGAAACUGACCGUGAGGUUUACUUUGGUCUUGUCAAGCACUGUAUAGAGACUCACUUCAAGGAGAAGAUGAACAUCCUCUUUAAACACCUCAUACCAAAGGAGAAUGAUCAGCGGAUCACAGUUGUCGACGACGACAUUCGCAGUCUUCUGUUUGGAGAUUAUCUCUCAAAGGGCAAGGAGGAAAAACUGUAUGAUGAAAUAUCCAGCAUGGAUGAUCUAAGAGAGACAAUAGAAAACUACCUGGAGGAGUACAAUAUGAUGAGCAAGGCUCCAAUGAGUCUAGUCAUGUUCAGGUUUGCCAUAGAACACAUAUCUCGCAUCAGCCGGGUCCUCAAACAGCCGAAUGGACAUUGUUUACUCGUUGGUAUUGGAGGCAGUGGUCGACAGAGUGCCGCCAAGUUAUCAGCAUUCAUGUCCGACUUUGAGCUAUUCCAGAUUGAGAUAACGAAAAACUACACAACGUCUGAAUGGCGAGAGGACCUAAGGCACAUGAUGAGACGGGCUGGUGACGAGGGUGUGUCCAUGGUGUUCCUGUUUGGUGACCACCAAAUCAAGGAUGAGUCUUUCUUGGAGGAUGUCAAUAUGAUACUUAAUACUGGAGAUAUCCCGAACUUGUACGAGAAUGAGGACAGACUAGCCAUCAUUGAAAGGAUGCAGAACCUGUGUCAGCAGCAGAAUCUAGUGAUGGAAAUGACCCCACUCAACAUGUACAACAUGUUUAUAGAGCGCAUCAGACGUAACCUCCAUGUGGUUCUGGCAUUCAGUCCGAUAGGCGACGCCUUCCGUAAUCGUAUCCGCAUGUUCCCAUCUCUCAUCAAUUGUUGUACUAUAGAUUGGUUCAAGGCCUGGCCUGAGGAUGCCUUAGAAUUAGUGGCCAACAAGUUCCUAGAUGAUGUGGAAAUGUCACAGGAAGUGCGUGAGGAGACUGUGGUCAUGUGUAAACAUUUCCACGAGAGCGUACGCGCCCUGUCAGAAAAGUACUAUGAUAUUCUAAGGAGAAGAAACUAUGUGACACCAACAUCCUACCUAGAGCUUAUCAAGACAUUCAAAAAUUUACUGAACAAGAAACGACUUGAAAUACUCACUCUCAAAAACAGAUACCAAGUUGGUUUGGAAAAGCUCAACUUCUCAGAACAACAGGUGAACAUCAUGCAGCAAGAACUCGUGGAGCUGAAACCGAAGCUUGAGGAGACGAGUCGUGAUACUGAGGACUUGAUUAAGUACAUCGAGAAGGAAAGGAUCGAGGUGGAAUCUGUAAAGGCUGUCGUAGAGAAGGAUGAGGCAACAGCUAAUGAAGCAGCCAGCGAUGCACAGUCUAUUAAAAUUGAAUGCGAGGAGAAGCUAGCCAUAGCAAUGCCGGCCCUCAAUGCUGCUGUGUCUGCCCUGGACACCCUCAAUCAGAAUGACAUCACCCUAGUCAAGACUAUGAACAACCCUCCAUUGGGCGUCAAACUUGUCAUGGAGUCUGUCUGCAUUAUGAAGGGUAUCAAACCAGACCGGAAGGUAGACGGAAAUGGAAAAGCUUACGAGGAUUACUGGCCAGCAGCUAAGAAGAUGCUUGGAGAUUUAAAAUUUCUAGACUCACUCAAAGAAUAUGAUAAGGAGAACAUUGCACCAGCCACCAUUAAGAAAAUUCGGGAAAAGUAUGUUGUCAACCCAGACUUUGAUCCCAAUAUCAUCAAGAAGGUGUCGUCUGCUUGUGAGGGGCUGUGUAAGUGGGUCCGAGCCAUGGAUGUGUUCGAUAGUGUGUGGAAGAUUGUCCAUCCAAAGAGGAAAAAUCUAGAAGAAGCUGAAGCUAUUCUAGCCACACAACUGGCAAAGCUUCAUGAAAAACAGGCUCAGCUGAAAGAGGUCACAGACAAACUGAACAUGCUGCUGGAUAACCUCAAGGUCAAACAGGAGGAAAUGAAGAACCUUGAGGAUAACAUAGAGCUGACCAAAGUAAAGAUAGAGAGAGCCGAGAAGUUGAUCAGCGGACUGGGUGGAGAGAAGGAUAGAUGGACACUGAACGUUGAAGACUUAUCUGAGACGUAUGACAACAUUGUUGGUGAUGUAUUACUAUCAGCCAGUGUGGUGGCGUAUCUCGGCCCAUUCAUUCUCGACUAUCGACAGGAAUGUGUGAAGGAGUGGUAUGGAAUGUGUAAGGAGAAGGGGAUUCCCCUCUCUGAAGUCUUCUCCUUACAGGCAACACUAGGUGACCCUGUCAAGAUCCGCGAUUGGCAAAUCGCUGGACUUCCAGUUGACAAUUACUCUGUGGAGAAUGCCAUCAUAGUAACCAGUGCUAAUCGUUGGCCACUCAUGAUCGACCCACAAGGUCAGGCAAACAAAUGGAUCAAAAAUAUGGAAAAGGCCAACAAACUCGAGAUUAUCAAACUGUCCGACCCUAACUACAGCAGACAGCUAGAGAAUUGUGUACAGUUUGGAAACCCCUGUCUGCUGGAAAAUGUUGGAGAGGAAUUAGACCCUAUCCUGGACCCAAUCCUCCUUAAACAGACAUUCAAACAGAACAACAUGGAGUACAUCCGUGUAGGUGACCAUAUCAUAGAGUACAGUCGUGACUUCAAGUUCUACAUCACAACCCGUCUCCGUAACCCACACUACCUCCCAGAGGUCAGUGUCAAGGUCACACUCCUCAACUUCAUGAUCACCCUUCUGGGUCUUGACGACCAGUUGCUAGGGAUUGUUGCAGCCAAAGAGAAGCCAGAGUUGGAGGAGACCAAGAACCAGCUGAUCCUGGAGAGUGCCCAUAACAGACGUCAACUCAAAGAGAUCGAGGACAAAAUCCUUGAAGUCUUAUCGUCGUCACAGGGUAACAUCUUGGAGGAUGAGACGGCCAUACAGAUUCUAUCGUCCAGUAAAGUUUUGUCGCUGGAAAUCUCUGAGAAACAGGUGACCGCCACCAAGACAGAGGCUGAAAUAGAUGAGGUCCGCAAUGGAUACAAACCGGUGGCAAAACAUGGCAGCAUCCUGUUCUUUGUCAUAUCAGACCUCGCUAACAUUGACCCCAUGUACCAAUACUCCCUCUCCUGGUUCAUCAACCUAUAUCUACAGUCAAUCAUCAACAGUGCGCCAUCAUCUGACCUUAGUCAGCGUAUCUUUAACCUCAAUGACCACUUCACCUAUAGUAUCUACAGGAAUGUGUGUCGAUCCCUGUUUGAGAAGGACAAACUACUCUUUUCCUUCCUGUUGUGUAUUGGCAUUGCAAAGCAGCAGGGAGAAGUUGACGAUCGUGAGUGGAGAUUCCUGUUGACAGGAGGAGUUGCCCUGGAGAACUUAUUCCCAAACCCCGCUUCUAGCUGGCUCCCAGAGAAGUCGUGGGGCGAGAUUGUACGCUGUUCAGAUCUUCCUGCUUUCAAGGGCUUCAUGGAACAUUUCAAACAGAAGCUGGCUUUGUGGAAGGCACUGUAUGACUCGACUACGCCCCAAACAGAGCCUAUUCCUAAACCUUGGUCAGAUAACCUGACUCAUCUGGAGCAACUUAUCAUGCUGAGAUGUCUACGCCCUGACAAGAUGGUGCCAGCAGUACAGAUGUUCAUCGUGGAGAAAAUGGGCCAGCGCUAUAUUGAGCCCCCAACCUUUGACCUAUCUGUCUGCUACCAAGACUCGCAGUAUUUUUCACCACUGAUUUUUGUUUUGUCACCUGGAGCAGAUCCGAUGGCUGGACUCUACAAAUUUGCAGAAGAAAAAGGUUUAAUUCCUCGAACUCUGCCACGCGAGGCGACCUUGGCAGGUUCCAAGGAGAAAGAUGACCCCAAACACAACAUAGCUUCCAUCCUGGGGGUGUCUAGUACCUCCUCCGAACAGAGAGGUUCUGGUGGAAAAGGACUGAAGACUAUUUCUCUCGGUCAAGGUCAAGGUCCUAUUGCUGAAAAGAUGAUAAAUGAGGCAAUAGAAGCAGGUACAUGGGUGGUGCUGCAGAACUGUCACCUUGCAGCCUCUUGGCUAGGAGAGAUGGAAAGGAUUUGUGAAACUGUGAUAAAUGACCCUACGAAAACCAAGUCUACCUUCCGUCUCUGGCUGACCAGCUAUCCCUCCCCAGACUUCCCUGUGUCCGUCCUGCAAAAUGGGAUCAAGAUGACCAACGAGCCUCCUAAAGGGCUGAGGGCCAACCUGCUGCGGUCCUACCUCAACGAUCCCAUUUCUGACCCCACCUUCUUCAAAUCGUGCAAUAAACCAGAUGUGUUUGAAAAGUUGCUGUUUGGCCUAUGUUUCUUCCAUGCCCUGGUCCAGGAGAGGAGGAAAUUCGGACCACUUGGCUGGAAUAUUCCAUACGAGUUCAACGAAUCUGACCUCCGGAUAUCAGUUCGACAGUUGGAGAUGUUUAUCAGCGACUACAAAGCUCCCCCAUUAGAAGCACUGUCCUACUUAACUGGAGAAUGUAACUAUGGCGGACGGGUGACUGACGACAAUGACAGGCGCCUCAUCUUGAGUAUCCUGAAAACGUUCUACUGUAAGGAAAUUAUCACUGAUGAUAAUUACAAACUGUCACCGUCGGGGAUCUACUUCGCCCCACCCAAGGGGACGUACAAUAGUUAUGUGAGCUACAUCAAGGGUCUACCUCUCACACCUCAUCCAGAGGUGUAUGGUUUCCAUGAGAACGCUGAUAUAUCCAAGGAUCAGCACGAGACCCAACAGCUGUUUGAUGGUAUCCUGUUGACACUUCCAAGACAGGAUGAGACGAGUGGAGCUGGAAAGUCCUCACAAGAAAUCAUAGAGGAACUUGCAAGUGAUAUUCUCACCAAGAUACCGCCAGACUUCAACCUAGAAGAGGUCAAGACAAAGUACCCAGUACGCUACGAAGAGUCCAUGAACACUGUGUUAGUUCAAGAACUAAUCCGGUUCAACCGUUUGAUCCAUGUGGUUAGGACCAGCCUACAGGAUAUCCGCAAAGCUAUCAAGGGUCUUGUUAUCAUGUCGUCAGAACUGGAGGAUGUCUUUGAUAGCAUGAUGGUCGGCAAGGUCCCCGCCAUGUGGGCAGCCAAAUCCUACCCAUCCCUAAAGCCCCUAGGGAGCUACGUCACUGACCUUCUGGCAAGGCUUACAUUUUUCAAGGACUGGAUAUACGGAGGACCACCCAUUGUGUUCUGGAUUUCCGGAUUUUACUUCACCCAGUCAUUCCUCACAGGAGUGAUGCAGAACUACGCCCGCAAGUACAAGAUCCCCAUCGAUCACCUUGGCUUCGAGUUUGAAGUGACAAAGUCAGAAACAAAUAUGUCCAACAAACCGUCGGACGGGGCCUAUAUCAAGGGACUGUUUAUGGAAGGAGCCCGUUGGUGUCGGACAAGGAAAGUCAUCAUUGAGUCCCUCCCAAAGAUCCUUUAUGACCUUAUGCCAAUUAUCCAGCUGAAGCCUGGUAACAAGGCCGAGUUUGACCUCAGAGACACCUACGCUUGUCCCACUUACAAGACAAGUGCUCGAAGAGGGACCCUAUCUACUACUGGUCAUUCCACCAAUUUUGUUUUGACAAUUAUGUUACCGAUAGACAUGGAGGACAACCACUGGAUCAACCGUGGAGUGGCACUGCUCUGUCAAUUAGACGAUUAGAUAGUAACUAUAGAGGACAACCACUGGAUCAACCGUGGAGUGGCACUGCUCUGUCAAUAUUAGACGAUUAGGUAGUAACUAUAGAGGACAACCACUGGAUCAACCGCGGAGUGGCACUGCUCUGUCAAUUAGACGAUUAGGUAGUAACUAUAUAGAGGACAACCACUGGAUCAACCGUGGAGUGGCACUGCUCUGUCAAUUAGACGAUUAGAUAGUAACUAUAGAGGACAAUCACUGGAUCAACCGCGGAGUGGCACUGCUCUGUCAAUUAGACGAUUAGAUAGUAACUAUAGAGGACAACCACUGGAUCAACCGUGGAGUGGCACUGCUCUGUCAAUUAGACGAUUAGGUAGUAACUAUAGAGGACAACCACUGGAUCAACCGCGGAGUGGCACUGCUCUGUCAAUUAGACGAUUAGAUAGUAACUAUAGAGGACAACCACUGGAUCAACCGUGGAGUGGCACUGCUCUGUCAGUUAGACGAUUAGAUAGUAACUAUUAGAGACAUAGAGGACAACCACUUGAUCAACCGUGGAGUGGCACUACUUUGUCAGACAAUUAGGUAGUAACUAUAGAGACAUGGAGGACAACCACUUGAUCAACUGCGGAGUGGCACUGCUCUGUCAGUUAGACGAUUAGAUAUUGACAGUAGAGACAAAGAGACCACUGGAUCAGCCGCGGAGUGGCACUGCUGUCAUUUCCAGGAUUAGGUAGUAACUAUAGAGACAUGGAAGACAACCACCAAAUCAACCGCAGAGUGACACUGCUCUGUCCGUUCCACGAUUAGGUAGUAACUAUUAGAGACAUACAUACAAAUGUAGAGGACAACUGGAUCAACCGCGGAGUGGCACUGCUUUGUUACACAAUUAGGAAGUAUGUGUAGUGUGUUCAUACUGGCCAAAAGCCAAUUUGUCUGCCUGAUAAGGACAGCUCCAAGUCGAACCAUAUUGUGUCAGGAAGACCAUGAGACCAUCAUAUUGAAGAAGGUGCCUUGUAGUUCUCCUGAUAUCUCUCUGUCCAUCAACACUUUUUUUUUUUUUUUUUUUGAGAUGUCUAUGUGUCCGUCCAAAGUCUAGGGGAGAUUUUCUCAGAAUCCUGAAAUCCUAAAUUCCUGAUGUUGUUCAGGAAUAUACACUGUUAUAUUUAGAUGUGCAAUAGGAGUGCAGUUGUUAUAGGUCAAGGUCACUAAAGGGAUUAAACAGGAGCCGAUAUUAUCUGCUACAUUAAGUAGUUCAAGGGGAAAACUGGUGAUGUUCUGGAUCUCUGGUGUGUUAAUGUGACUUUAUAUAACAGACUGUGUUUAUCCUGCAAUAAGCCCAUGUCUAAUGAAAAUCCUACCCAUUAUGUUCAUCCCAUAAUAAGUCCAUGUUUAAUUAAAAUCCUACCCAUAUCUCUUGGACUUAGAGAUGUCAGUUCAUUGUCCUGUAAUUUAACCAGUCUUUUGAUUCAGUCAGUGUUCAUGUGUUGGGCUUACUUCAGGAUAAACACGGUAAGAAAUCAUACACAGUGCUGCAUGUUUACAAAACGUAGUGCUACCAUGUGACACAGUGCUAUAUAUAACAUGUACGUACUGCAUAUCCUACAAUAUCAGCUUAUUCUAAGACACACCAGGUGUUUCAAAUCAGAGUUCUUUUUUAUUAUUAUUAUUAUUGAAUAAGAAGCUUUACAAUUAGCUGGCCAUGUUAAAAUAGCCUCUGUAUCAUUUUAGUAGGCUGCUCUCCUUAGACUGACUUGAUCUUGACAAUGUGUAGUGCAAUCAUGUGUCAUUAAAUGUUAAUUCACUUUCAUUGUCGUAUUCAUCUGGUUUGGUGCAACUUAUUACUGGUGAUAUCUGGAAUCGUGAUCAAUAUGUCGUUGUAAAAUGAAGCACUGGCCUCAUUUUCAUAAAAAAAAAUCUCAUGUUUUAUUAGAGUUUUCCUCAAAUUCAUGGAUUUGACAUAGAUUGCUCACAAUUUUGAGAUGUUCCUUACAUUUCAGACAAGGGAAAUGAUUAUUGUGUCAUACAUUUUGCCAAAAAUCAAGUAUAUAUCUGGUUUUUAAAUGAUUGCACAGGCAUUUUAACUUUGAAAACUAAUUAUUCCUGUCCCAAGAUAAUAGACUGGUUUAAUAUUUGUUUAUAUUUGGUAGGAUAUUUAGAUAUAAAUGAAGAAGUAUAUAUCAAACAUAUCUUUAAAGUCAUCAGCACAGUAGGACAAGUUAAUCGUAGAUAGUUUUUGUAAAGAGGUUAACAAGUUGAUAAAAUCACAGGUAGGUGGUCUUAAUAUAAAGACGUAGGUGUUUUAAGAAGAUGAAUGGUAUUUUAUGUGGUUACUUUAUAAGAGCAUGCACAUUUUAUGUGUAUGAAUAUAUCAGAUAGGUAUUUAUACAGAGUAAAUGUAAUAUUGUAAUAAUUUAUUGGAAUAAUAACAGUCAUUGAUCUACUGUUAGAAUUAUAUUCAGUUUAUUGAUAUCUUGUUACCAAAUCAUGUGAUAGUAUUAAAUGUAUAAAAUAGUUGUUCUUAUGCAUGGGGUUUAUGAAUUAUUUCAUCUGUCGAGGAAACAGUAUUUACAUGUUAAAUAUAUUUAUUUUGUCUCAUUUUUUAAAUUGUCAAUCUAUAUUCAUCAUUAUGUAUAUUCAUGCUGUCUAAAAUUUGAUAUAUAAAUUAGUUUUAGUAUUAUAAACCGCCUACACAAGUCUUUCACGUGUGUUAUUCGUAAUAUGAAGCUAAAUAUUUAUACCUACAUAUACAUGUACAUGUCAAAUUCAAUGUCCACCUGCAGAACUUUUUAUGUGUACUUUGUGGUAAAUUUUUACCAUGAAAUAAUGUGUACGAGUAAUUUUGUCUUGUAAAUGCUAAUUAUAGCAGAUAUUUGCAUUAUUUAUUUUUGCUACACGUGAAAAGAAAAUCAAGAAAGUAUUCAUGGUUAAUGAAAUAAGUUUGUGUAAAAUGUACAAAUUAUUUUUUAUUGGCAUGUAUUUUUUAUAUACUGGGGCAAUAUAUGUUCGUGUCCUAGUUUAAAAUUCUUUUUAUAAAACUAGUAUAUUGAUGUCCUUACUAUACUGUAAAAUUCCCACAAAUUUGAGAUAAAAACACCAACAAAACGGAACUCUAAUCAAUUAAUUACAUGUAAUCUACUGAAAUAUUGAAAAUAAUCUUACUAAGAUUUUUUUAAAUAAAAAAAAAUUACUAUCCAAUGUAUUUUGUCCAUAUCUGUAUAUACAUUAUGUGAAUCAUAAAAUAUUUUUUUAUUUUAAUCAUAUUUAAGUUAAUAUAACAGCAGGGAAGUCUAUAUAUACGUCCCUGAUAUUAGUAAGGUUAUUUGACAUGUACAUACACACAUGUAUCUGACAUAAACAGAUAUAACUCUACCCAGUCAUGAUCUCCUUCUUUCCAAUGGACAUGUGAUAUAAGGACCCCCUAUUCUACCACAGGGAAGUGAUCGACAUGUUUAAGUAUUUACCUAUUUUGUUGAGGAUGAAGAGGUAACAGGAUCAUUCUAGGAAAGUCUACCUCGUCUGUUUGACAGUAAAUCAAAAAAUCACAAUAUCUUAAAUCUUCCUGAAUUUUGUAAUAUUGUUUACAUUUUAAAAUUGGUAGGGAAUUAAGUUAUAUCUCAUAUUUAGACCUUUGUUUGAUUUGUGAUUUAUAAAUGUGUGAUUUAUUUCAUAAAUAAAUAUGUGAUAUGUUCAUGUGAAAUGUUUUGUUAAGGGUGAAGACAUUUUUUUUAUGUUUUCCCCAAACUGAUGAAAUCAGUGCACAUAUCAUAAUUUAUUAAAAUUAGAGAAAGCAUGUUCAUAAAGUGUAUGCUGUGUAAAAUAUUUGAUUUAUGAAGCAGUCAAAAGUGGGAAUUAAUCAAAUGAAAGGCUCAACUGUAGAAACUCCUGAAGACCAUGUUUCAUCAAUAGAUAAACUUUUUUUCAAUAUCUUUGUAUUGUCUGUUGCAUAUACAACACAAAGAAAUAAAACCGGUAGUAAAGGAUUAAGCAUUUCUGAAGAAAAUUAACAAAUAUUUAUCUAAUGAAAUAUUGUCUGAAAAUAGAAGCUUUGGGAGAAAAUUAAAUGCUUUUGAAAGGUGUUAGACAAUAAAACAUUUGAGAAAAUGAAAUUCCAUGGUUUUGAUAUUUGAAAUAUGUUCAAGAAAAUUUUCACUGAUAUACACAUUAGUUAGUGUCUACAUUGUAAACACUCUAGAUACAGCACUGUGAUAAACUGUUGUGAUAAUUUACAUCUUUUUUAAUGUUUGUGAUACUAUGUGAUAAUUACUUUUAAAAAAGCUUUGAUUACUUGUACAUCGUAAUUGUGCUUAUUUUACAUGUUUUUAUUUUAUUUUCAUUAAAAUCCAUUUGAUAUUGACUAUAUUUAUGUUACAAUAUUUUCCUGCGCAAUAGUGAACAGCCUGUAUUUAAAGGUUUUUGGUUUUUUUUUUAGUAAUAUUUCUGUUAUUGGUACAGUAUUUCACCUAAUCUUACAUCAAUUGCACCCAGGUAAUUAAUAUAUAUAUUAUUUAGUACAUUAUAAAUUGUCGAUAUCAAUUCUAAAAGUAUUAUAAAUUGUAGAUAUCAAUUCUAAAAGUAUUUAUAAAACUUUGUUUCAUUUAUUUAUUUAUACAGAGAUAUUCCUCAUUGUCAUGUUACGUUUUAAUUCAACACUUUUUCAUCUUCAUUUGUUGUUGCAAAUUUUGAUCACACAUAUCAAAUGCUUCGUUUUAUUUCAUGUUGUCAUUUGAAUUUCAAACACAUCCUGUUUUAAUGUUUUUGAUGAUAAUGCCAAUCUUUGGUAUAUAGAAUUUUUUACUGUUGCCUCACUAUAAUUAUUAGAGACUGCACAUCAGUUGAGGAAUCAUGCUUUGCACUUUUCUUCCAGAAAUCAAAAUUUCAAAUGUGACAAAAAUGAGGGAGAUAUCAUGUUGGUAAACUUAUGAAGCACGUGAAACACACAUUAGUAUUACGGCAUAUAUAGGCUCAUUAUAGAUUAUUUAGGAUUAGAACUUUACUUACAAUAGAAAGAGUUUACUCACAUUUUUUCAUCAUUUAUUACGGAUAGAUUAGGCAAUAUUACAUUGGAGAAGAGAGAGAGAGAGAACAAGAGAGGGAGGAAAAAGAGAGCGAGAGAGACCUCAUUAAAGUUAAGUUACAUUAAUAGCUUGGGUAUAUAUAUAUGACCUCUGCACUAUGACAUGUGAUACUACAUUAUUUCUAUCUGUAUGUACUACUAGUAUUACGUUUAUAGGUCACAGCGACCUAGUUAUGACAAAGACAUGACACAUUUCGUCUGUGAUAUGGUGACCAUUUUGAUGUUAUAGAUACUUACAUAUAUAAUGCAUGGCAGUAUCUUCAAAAGUCAGUAUGGUAGAUGUCCUUGAAUUAUGUUUAAUGAAAUUAAAUUGGUGAACAAAUAUAUGGGUUAUAUUUCAUCAUAAUUGGCAUAUAACAUAAAGAUAGAAAUAUUUCAAUAUCUGCCGAAAUAUAUCUAAAAUGACUUGACCAAGGAGGAACAUAGUGAAAAAUGAAGUACUACAUAUAUUAUGUAAAUGUUAGCAUUUAUCAUACCGUGGCUUUCUAUAAUACAGGUGGGAAGGGAAUAUAUUAAAUUGAGGCUUAAUAUUACACGGUGAAAAAUAAAUUAUUUUCAUACAUUUGUA
Molecule: messenger RNA, 18564 nt
Organism: Pecten maximus
Lineage: Eukaryota; Metazoa; Mollusca; Bivalvia; Pectinida; Pectinidae
Product: dynein heavy chain 3, axonemal-like
Exons: 85
Coding region: 161-12943 (4260 amino acids)
Biological process (GO): microtubule-based movement
Cellular component (GO): dynein complex
Molecular function (GO): dynein intermediate chain binding; minus-end-directed microtubule motor activity; dynein light intermediate chain binding
Source: RefSeq, a predicted model, not a curated record